CAAUAAUUCAUUUUUCAUUUCAUUAUCCAUUUCAUUUCAUUCAUUCAACAUUUUUCGUUCUUCUUGCAUGUCGCCUGUCCAAAAGAUCGGGGAACAAUAAUAAUUCCCAUCUCGUUGUAAUUUUCAUUAAUCGACUAUCCAAUCAACAGCAACAAAUGUCUUGAUUUUUGGGUGCCAGUGAAUAUAAAAACAAACAAUUUUUGAUGGCGCAGGAUGUGCAAAGUGGCGGAAUAAUGGGCGACGAUCCUUUGCCCCUCAGCAAGGAUGGUUACUUGAAAGUGGACACAAACGUUAAAGAGAUCAUUUACCAUCCUACGCUCAAUGUUAUCCUGAUUUGCACUGGCGAGGGCUUGGUACGGGUGCUGGAUGUUAAUUCUGGCGUUAUUCUACAAUCAACCAAUCUAUCAGCCGAAAACGCUAAACAAAUAAAAUGCAGAUACAUUCCGACAGAGGACAGGGUGCUGUUUUGCGACGGACAAGCUAUCGGCGUCAGAUCAGACUACAAUGGCGUUUUACUGCUGGACAGCGUGUUGCAGAAGACGUUGUCCAACGAAAAGGAGACUGUCAAAAUAGAAAUGUUACUCACGGAGGCGGAGAUUUUUAAGCAAAGUUUGAGCAGCAAACCCUUCGAUCAUGUCUCCGCUUAUGCUACACAAAUCUUAGAACAAUUGCAAAAUGUCGUUGGCCAGGAUCAGUCAUCGCAUAAGAAAGGGAUCAAAGCCCAAAAGUGGAACACCGUUUGCAUUUCUGUACCAGUCUUCGACCUGAAACGUGCCACCGGGAUCAUGGUAUCGGAAUUAGUAACCAGAAAGGUCCAUUCUACUGAACUUCAAAUUGCUUCGGCUUUAAAAGAACGCAUCUCUGAGCUCCUAGGCGAACAAACCAAUGCGUCAGAUAGAAAAAUGAUGGCCAGCGAAGCUCGAAGACGUGAAUCGUUUUCGCAAUGGCCUCACAUGGAUUACAAAUGGGCUUUGCCCGAACGAAUGGCCCAGGCGGGUUUUUAUCAUCAACCCAACUCAUCGGGGGAUGAUCGGGCCAUGUGUUUCACUUGUUCCGUUUGUCUUGUGAGUUGGGAACGAUCUGACGAGCCUUGGGGCGAGCACGAAAGGCAUUCGCCCAAUUGUCCUUAUGUCCUUGGCGAAUAUACACAAAAUGUUCCAAUUUCUGUUACUAAUGCAACUGGUCCAGCCAUUGAUGCAACAUUUCGGGGAGGAACCUUAGACAUUUUAGGUGCAAGUAGCGUUGGAAAACUACUGCCCACUUGCAGCAGGGACGGGCUCAUAUCAGUAUAUGAUGUUUCUCGCAAAAUUAAGAGGACUCACUCGUUUUUGGUGACGCACUUCGAUUCGCACAUUUUAGAACGCAUCACGCAAGAUUUUGAUGUGCCGGGUUUCUGGAACGAUGAUGAUAAAAGAUCAGUUAAAAAACAAGUAACCGCUUUAGCUAUUGUAAGUGAUAAAGCGGCAAAGGAAAAGGCAAUAGCAAAACCAAUCAGGCCUACAAUCGUUAGCGGCAUCACUAUAUCGCAAGGUCCAAUCAAACCGGCCCAUCCGGACAAUGUCGACCCAACAUCUGAAUCGUAUCAGACGUCCAUUUUGGAUUAUUGCAUGCAAAUCACUGACCCCGAAGGCAACUCCAGCAACCGAAACCUCUAUUUAGUUGUCUACGAUUUCACUUACAGCAAGGAACAAGAAGAACCCAAAGUUGAGGACCAGGACAACAAAGAAAACGAAAUGGGCAAUCAACUUGUGGAUGAUUUGAUGGUCGAUCAGAUAACGAAUAUUAUUGAGUACAUUUCGCCCCCUGAAACGACCAACAAUGAAGAGUUUUCCUUAAUUCAAGAGUUGACUUCGUCGUUUUAUAAAAAUUUAAUUCCGGGUGAUAUUGACACGGUGUUCCUACCUCCAAUGUGCCCGACUUCCAAAAAAAAAAACCACUCUGGGCCCAGACUAAUCACAGUGGACGUUAAUAACACUGAAUCGGAUGCAACAGCUGCUUCCAGCAAUAUUUUAGCAUCCUUAACUAAUGGACAUUUUACGUCUGAGCCCAACGAACCCAGCACUAUCUCUGAUCACAUUGUGGAACUGAAAAACAACCAAUCAAACAAAAAACUGAACUAUUCCAGAGCAGUGCAAUGUAUUUCUUUGCCAGAUGUGUGCAAAAGCUACCCAAACAUGGAAAUAGUUAGUAUUUUACCCACACACGAUGAUGGACAUAUACUAGUAACUGUUUCAUCCACUUGUUGCUUGAGCAAAAGCUUUCUUUUAGUCUAUUCGUUAGAUUUCACCAAUAAAAUGGUGAAGAUUAAUGAAAAAUCUGUGGUUGUAAAAGAGCUAGGACUGAUUGAGCAGCCUGUAGAAAUCAAGUUGUUGCCUGUUAAAAUAAGCUCUAAAGUUGGAAGUAGUGGCGUGGAAGGUCACGCUGUGUUAGUGUGCAUGGACGGAGCUGUCAGAAUUGUGGAUUUAGCUACGAUGAAGACGAGUUGUAUAGCGGAAAUUGAUGGGGAAUAUUUCGUUUCGGCUGCAUAUUGCAAUAGUUUAGACAGAUUAUGUGCUUCAACCGUGAAAGGUUCUCUUCACUUUUUUGUUUUAAACGACUGCGAUAAUGAUUUGGCCGACGAUCACGAAGAAUAUGACUUGUUUGGAGUAAACAUUGACAAUUCCAUAAGAGAAUUGUCGUCUAUGGACAAGCUAGAAUCAAUAAGGUGUUUCAAAGAACCCCCGAUUAGUAUUGCUCUGGAGGAUUUGAGGACCAUGCAAAAGUUGACGCAUUUCAGUCCCUCAAAUUUCCCUUACAACGUAGUAGUUCCUCCCUGCUGGAGCGAAUUUCAACAAGCAAUGCGGCAAAGACGCAGCACCCUAGUAGUCAACACUGAAGCCUACACAAAAACAUGGCGACUGCAAACCGGCACGACCACCUGGGAAGAGCAUAUUUUCGAAAUAACCCUGCCUACCGCGGUGGUUUUGGGGCACGUCGACGUGCAUUUUACCCUGCAACCGGGCUGCACCAAACCCUGCGUGGAAAUAUCCUUGUUGCGGCAAAACAAAAACGGCAUCGGUCACAACAAAGACGUGAAAUUUUCAGUAGAUGACACAGUCACUAUUGACAUGCUGAGGCGUGUUGAGAAUCCGGUGGUUUCGGAAGAAUAUCUGCGCGCCCACAAUGCAGACAUUCUCGCCGGGCCUGUUAAUAUUGCGCAUCGCUUGGAUUUGACAGAACAGAGUGGUACUGUAACUUUGAGUAGCCCGAAAAUGUUCAAAGUUAAGGUCCGAAAUCUUUUACUUCAUGUCCGCGCAGUGUACGACAAAAACGACAAAAAAUUUAAACGCCAAGAAAGCACCAGUAACAUUAAACUCGAUAAAGCGGGCGUACGGAAAUAUGAGCAGUACUUGGGCUGCGACUCCAUCCACGAACUGAGCAUAGCAGUUUACACGCCUACAAGCAACGCUCAGAUAUCGCACGAGCGCGCUCUAAGAAAUCUCAUGUUGGACUCGAAUGUGUUUGUGCAAUCCCUCAUUACGACUGCUGUGGGCAACAGCAAUCCUGAAAUAUUGAACAACGUUCUGGAUAUUUUGAAUUGGAUUGCUGCCAUACGCUUGGUACCAAACAGAGGCAAUAACGGAGAAGCCCCCAACGAUCAGUUGGAAUUUAUGUUUAUCAAUGGCAUCGAGGACAAUAUGACAGGGCUGCUGAGACAGUGUUUGCUGUUGGCUAACAGGAGUAUUGCUCACAAGUGUAUGAAUUAUGUGAUGACGUGUUGUAGUGGUGCCAAAAAUAUCAACAAAUCGAUUGGAGACCAUUUCAAUACCAGCGUGUUGAAUUCCUUGCUGAUAAUAAUUGAGCAAAUUAAACAAGUAAAAUCUGCAGCCGGAUUGCAUUUGCUGUUUGCCCUCCUCCUUAAAGUUGUCAAAAAAGACACUGAACAAUCGGUUACCAGUAAAUGUGUGACUCUAUUAAAGGAGGUCUCUGAUGAUCUACUGAAACGAUCCAACCCAUACCAUCUAUUACUGCGCAGUCGCUACGGACUAUACGGUUUGCCAACUGAACCUGAAUUAUUCGACAUCGAUCCGCCACCAUUCGUCAAAGGCUCCAGCUCCUCAUUUUAUACGUUUUCCUCGAUACACACACACGCCAAUAGUGCAGUGCCCAAUGAUAGUUCCUCAGUAGUCACCUUGGCACCUGAUACGCAUAUACCCCAAAAUAAAGAAAAUAUAUUCAAGGAACCAAUCGUCACUGACAACAAACUAAAAUACAAAAAUGUGGCUUGCCCCAAGGUGGUUAUAGGACUAAUAGAAACUGAGCCUUUGCACGUUACUUGUUUGAGUACAAGCGAAGGUACUCGAUUGGAAAUGGCCGAUGUGGUAAAUGCCAAUGCAGUAAACACCAAUGUGCAAAAUACAGUGAGUAAUAUGCCACUACAAUUGGCAAAAUUUUACUCAUUAGUGCCUGGUACUCCUAAUAAAAAAGAAGACCUGCAACAAUUCAUUACAAAGUACAUGGAAAAAAAUCAAUCCGUCGCCAGUCAUUUAAGUGACCUUUUGGGACCCGGCAGCAUCAGCAGCAAUCUUAAACUGGAUAAUUUUAUAGAGGAAGCCGAACAAGCUUUGGACUUCAAAAUGGAUCCCAUAGCUCUUGUAGAUUUUGACGAUGCUGUGCCUGUAGUCAAAUGCACCACUAGUCAAGGCAUCAGCCAAAUAUCUAGCCAGGCGACUAUGGGCAGUUUAUCAAGAUCGUCCGUCAACUUUAACCACAAUUUGCCUUGGCAACAGUUGCUGGUACCGCCUCCUAAACAAGUCAUUGUGAUCGAACGAAUGCAUUCUAGCGCUAGGCGGUAUGUGACUCUCGACUUUGGCGAGCCUGUGUCUCUGACUGAUAUUCUCAUACCAUCUUGUGCUGACUUGGUUUCUUUGACCAUUGACGUUUGGUAUUGUGGAGAGGAACUUGAUGCCGUGCGGUUGGUGACUGCCUUAGAUAUUGGAACGAAUAAUUUAAUUAUGAACAAUCUACAACCGCCACCGCUAUGUAAAUAUAUGAAGAUUACCCUUGUUGCUCGUCAAGGAAUGACAACCACAAGAUGUCGUAUCCCUCUCGGCUAUUUCUAUGGCCACGUGGUCAUUCUUCCCGAAGAAAUCCCCAACGACAUCAACAUUAAACCGCCUGUAACCGACUACGAAAAAAACCUAACCGUCUUAUCCAAACUACUAGAGGAUAUAAGUUGCAGAUAUAGUUUGGCUUGUUCCAAAUUAAAAGAUUACCUGCAACCGUUCCUUGUGGCCGACAUGAAAAACACCAUACACUUAUCAGCUUACAUUAACAUACUGAAGAAUAAAGGUUUGAACGUUACUAACCCGGAGCACAACAAAAUAUUGACCGCAUAUCAUGAAACGUUGGCAUAUCAGCAUCAAUUGAAUACGAUCAGAAACGUAAUGUCAAGAAUCGAGGCUUCAUUGCCUGGCGCUGAACCCCCGAAUCAAAUGUUCAAAGUUGUUUCAACGGACAAAUUGAAUUCAAUUGCAGAAACUUUACUUGAAGUGCUCUUGUCGAUUGAUAAGCCUGCAGAAAUCACCGAAGAGUUGUGUCAACAAUUUUUUGAAGGCCUGUGUGUGUCUCAGUCGUCGAGACUGCAACUUUUAGCCGCUGUUGUCCUGGAGAAGUCUUGUGGUUCUAGUGAAUUUUGGGGCGACUUUUUAUCAAACACUCUUGUGAAAUUGUAUUCCACAUCAUGCACUGCAAUAUUUCCACAAGAUCGUCUGUUUGUGUUACUGAUUUAUUUGAGCAGAAAGAGCCCCGAGAGAAGCGCUGUCAUUGAUGCAGCUAUGAGGGUAGUUUACGAUACUUUAAAGCCAUUAGAGGCGAACAGAUCAUUGCUUUUAGCAGUCAAUGUGGACUUGCCUUUAUUAUCCUGGUUGUUGAUGUAUUUGUCCUUGCAAUUAACUUUCAGUAAAAACCAAAACGAUAGGUGGGAUUGGGUGCUUGGCGAAAUGGUCGGUAAAUCAAACUACAAUGACUCAGAGCAAAAUAAAUUAACGAAACAGUAUCACACGACCAUAUGGCAAAAAGGGCCUUGGUGUAUUACUAAAGAGUUUAAUCCUAAAGCCCUAAAAGGUAUGAUGCCUAAAAAAUGUCCGCGUGUUAAUGUGGAUGCUGGAAAAAGUAUUGAGGAACACUCAGAUCCUACAAGUUUGAGGGAUUUGAUGAUGGUGCCUCAGAAGAAGCCUCAAUUUAUCGAUACAACUCAUUGUUUGGCCGUGAGCAAGAUAUUGUUGAAGUUUAUUAUCAGCAUGGACCAUUCUGGGAGCGCUGAUAUGAUGCUUUUGGCUUUUAAGAUUAUUUCAAGACUAGUCACCAUGGCUAAGCUGCAACUCUGUCAGUUGCUCUCCGAAAAUCAACUAUUGGAACUAAUCAAUUUUUCCCUGGCCUGUAAAGUGCCUUGGGCCCCAUUCGCUGUCUCCUGUUUUCUGCAAGAUGCCCUGGACUUACCUGCUGAUGUUCAUCCUGAAGUGAACGAAACAGACACUGCUAUGGACAUUGUCUGGUCACCAAUUAUUUCGCAAAAUGAGGUUAAUGUUGAAAAUGAAUCUCCAGAAAACUCAAUGGUAUUCAUGUUGGAAGAACAGGAUCAAUCAAAAACCAAAAUGAAUAUGAUGAGCAAAAUCAACUUGCCAUUUUCAGCUUUACCUUCAGUCUACGAAACCGAUUCCAACGAUUCAGACAUCGACGAAAUGUUGGAGGCUUUUGAAAAAGUAAAAUACUCGACUCAAGCUGGCAACAGUGCAGCUAACGCUAAAGCUACUCCAGAAGCGCGCGCCCAAAACUCAACGACUUCAGCAAAUUCGCCUACAAUCGAUGCUCGAAUAGAAACUGGCGUCUAUUCCUCCUCGGAAAUCGCUUUAAGGAAACUCGCAAAUAGAAAUACGCAAAAACUAUUGCAAAAUAUCAGCAGCGAGAAAUUUAAACCAUGCGAAAAUCCUCUAGCCCCGUGGCCAGAACCUUUAGGUCCCUUCCACCAAGAGAGCAACUUGAAAAAUCUACAAAUGUUGUCUUUUUGUUUCGACGAGUUGUUCAGUCAAAUGCAAACAAUGAGUCCUAGUAAAAUUGAAAACGUUCUGCAUCUUUGGUUGACUUUGAACAGCACGAGGAAAGAUGAGAAAUUUGAUUCGUCCACAAUGCCAGUAGUACUGAUUACUGUAGAUGCUGUAAACGCUUUAAUUUCGGCGUUGGCUUGGGUUCCGGGAUUGUCUUUGACUACUUGGUGUUUGGGACUACAAACUCUAACUUUGGUGUGCAAUACCAACAAUAGCCGAAUACGAAUAACAAGUUUUGAUCUGUCUGGCAUGUCCAAUGCCAUCGUCAAUCAUCGUGAUUUUGUGCAAAUGUUUAUCAGUCUUUUGUCAGGCAAUGGUAUUGCCUUCACCAAUAAGAACGAGGUUGGCCCCACUCUUUGUAAAGCCCUGCACGAUUUCCUAGUUAGACUUCAAGUGAGAUGCGACGUAGUCAGUCCGAACAGCAAGUUGGGAAACCUCUUCAAACGCCUUCUGUUGCACGUAGUCUACGAACUAUCUAAACCGGGUGGCUCAAUUGCCACAAGAACUGGACACUUAGACGCCCAGUGCAAACUGCUACUAUCCAUUCAGUAUUUGGAUUUUUCCAAUAUCGAUAUUAGCAUUGGAAUGAGCACUCUCGAGUGUACCUCCGCACUGCUAAAUAGCUACUUCAUGAACGUAGACAAUAUAAAGUGCAUGGCAUGGGACCAAAAAAAUUGCACUGUGAAUUUGGGACAUCUUUUCUCACCUGUUUUGGGGGGCAACGAGUCUAAUAAACAAGACCGACCCAUUGCUUAUGAGGAUUUGUUGAUUAAUUUACUGAAAUUGUUGGCCAAAUUAGUGCAGACUCCUAUUAGUGACACCAAUAGCAACAAUGCCCCAAUGGACACAGAUCAUUCAGCAACCUCACAAACGGACGAAUCAAAAGCCGAACAAAUUCAACAGAUGAGCACUACAGCUCCAUGUUUUGCUGACACAGUGUUGCAACACCAUCCCACCGUGGUUGCUCUGUGCAAGUGUCUUGCAAGUUGUAAAAUGUCCUCACUUUGCAUGAUCAACAAUGUAUCGCAACAGUCUGGCAGACCUGCUUUUAGCAAUUUUGCUGAGCCUACGUCAGUAGGAGACGCCGUGUUCCACAUUUUAAGUAUUUUGGCGAAAAAAGCGAGUCGCAAAGAGCUGAUUCUGACACCGCUUUUGCAAUUUUUGUCACAAACGCCUCAAUUGAGUGAGCCGUUAGUUUGGUUCAUUUUUCAAGUGUUGGAUGACCAAGAGGCUCUCAAGUUGUUUUACAAUGCUGAUGGCAUAUCGAUUUUGGCUCGUAGCAUAGUCAGUAGCAGCAAUACACCGAGCACCAUAUCGAGAAACGGUACCAUAUCGACUGUGAUGCAACAUUUCAACGGUGUAGCAAAUCAUAAUGAUGUACACGUCCCCCUAGUAGUGUCAAGCGCCAACAAAGCGCUGCAAAGUUCUGUGGAGAAUCACGGUUUGAUCAAUUACGCGCCGCUGUGUACCAUUACUUGUCAGUCGGUAACGUCGCAACCUCCAGAUGUUUUAACGCAGGGCGUAACCGGAGUAACGCAUCGUAGAGCGAGAUCCCCGCUAUGGUCGUACAAUUAUUACCAAGAAGAAACUUACACCGAACUCCUCCUACAACUUCCGCACGCUAUUCUACUAAAAGAAGUCCAACUACAACCUCACACUUUAGGCCUGUCCACUUGCCCCUCAUUCGUGGCCUUCGAGACGUCCGCAACUGGUCCAUCUGGACUCGUACCAGCGUGUCAUCCUUUACCCAGCAGCGGCCUCACUUUUAUCAGAAUCAAUUUGCCUACAGCCAAAGUUGUCAACUGCGUUUUAAUCAGAUUAUACAAACCGAAGGUGGGCAAUAGUAUUGGGCUGUUGCAAAUCCGUUUAUUAGGCGCGUCAGUUUUUGGCAAAAACGCCGCUAGCUGUGAAUAUGAAGAGGAAUCGUAUUGUAAUCACAGUUUGGGUUGGUUAAGGCUUCUCCAUCACUGCUUCACAAUGGUAUUGCCCGAUGCAGAGUUGCACAGGCAUAUAGUAACAAAGGCCUCGGAAGUGCCUAACCUGUUGAACACUUGCUGCGGUUUGCUGUUAGUGCCCUCCUACAUUACACCAGUGUAUUUGCCUUGUUUGGAAAAACUUUUAAGAAAACUAGCACUUUUAUCACCGGAAAAUGGUAUUGAGACUAUCAGGAUUCUAUUAGAUAAUCGCCUCAGUAUUGUGGCGCCUAUGAUGUCACUGGACAAUACUUGGCAGGACCGAUUAAUGAUUAACGUGUCAGGCUAUCAGUCUGCUUGUGAGUUGCUCUAUCAAAUCUGCGAGCACCAGGAUGCCAAUACGAGUUGCCGAGUAAAACUGAUUUUGGAGUGGCUCGAAGCCAUUGCUAAUGAAUGCUUGGCAACUGGCAAUACUAGCAAAUGUAGUGCCGCCUAUGUGUCUAGCAUAGCGUCAAUUUUGUGGUACAGCAACCAAGCACAGGUUACCUACGAUUUGAAAUCACUAAUCACGUUGCAGUUUUUUGAAACAAUUUAUAUGCUCAAAAUGAAGGCUAGUAAUAACAGCCUGCGGUACGCUUUGGAUUCUUUAUUGUGCUCCUUGUGCUACAAUCGUUCUGAACUGUUUCCUUUGUUGCUGCAAAAAAUUGGUGUUCUCGUGCCAAAUUUAUCUUCAAUUAGCGACGACUGUAAAGGAAUGACCGAUGACAGAAAACAAGAUUUUGCCAACAGUGAAUGGUAUAGUCACUUGAUCAUUGGAGAAUUAUCUGAAUUGAAUUUAAACCAGGAACAAUUAGAAACUGUUGCUUUGGCCAGCAGGUCUCCUACAGCCAUACAGCAACUACUGGACAGUGGCUUACCAAAGUUACUUAAUAGCGCCAUUUGUGAGUUUUGCAACAACAACAAACAACUGCCGAUGGCAAAACUAGAAAAGGUCACUAUAAUUUUACAAUUUUUCACCGACGUUUGUGAUGAAAAAAUGCUUCGUGACUGGCUAGGGUCCCAAGAUGGAUCUUCGUUUUGGCCUCGCUUGCUACAUUGGCUCUGCAAAAAGCCAUACAAUAGCUCUAGCAUUCAAUCCGAAGCGCACGUGCACUUGGAAGAGGUUUGCAUUAAAUUUUUAGCCAAAUGUUGCCUGUGUCAUCCCAAGAACCAAGUUCGCUUAGCCACGGUACUGUGCGAAGUUAUAACCUUACAACAAAAUGGCAUUUCAGGCUUUUUACGGCGGCUGAUCCUGCAAUUGUUGCUCGAAAACGAAAAAGUACCUGUGAGCAUCGAAGCUGACGAGAUCUAUAAAUUUUCAAGAGUAGGACAAGUGUACAUACCGGCUCAUCCAGCUUUCAAACAAACAUACAACCGGACCAUGUUGUAUUUGAGCACUACAACUACGUUGGGUGAAAUUCUGGAGCAACAUUUGUGGUUUAACGCCGUAUAUAAAACGGCAGAAGCAAUCCGGAAAUUACCGGCGAGUCCGGUGACGAUAUCGAAAAGAAAUGCCGCUCAAAUUAAGGACCUUUUUGGCGCGCAAGAUCUAUCAGAUCUAAGCGUGGCCGCUGGAGUGACUGCCAAAGAUAAACGCGCCAAAGACAUUAAGAAUUACGCCACAUCGACUCCGCAAUCGAAAAAGAAACGUUACGCUGCCGAAACUAGUUGCAGCCACGACCCAUCCGACGGACGCAUAGUAAAAUGUUUGAGUUAUUCGCAGGACCCGUUGCCUUUGAAUAUGAAUCUGGGGCAAUUGCUGCGACUGGUAGAAGCUGGUAGCGGUACCAACGAUUGGCCCUAUAUCCAUUUGAGUAUUUGUCAAGGGAGAAUUACCGAUGAUAAGAAUCACACUGCUCACCAGCCGAUAUCCAGCGCGCUGCAAGUGUUCAGCUCAUUGGGUGGGUUAGCUUUGCUGGCUCAACACUUGCCACCGAUUUAUCCAGAAGCUUUCCAAAUAAGUACACACGAAAAAUCAACUUCGGACCAAUCAGAUUCAGAUUGGAUUAAAUUAGAAGAACCUGACGAUAUUUGCGAAAGUAUGGAAGAAACAAUGAGCAACAAUUCGCCGAAAUGUUCGGGAUCCAUCUCGCACAUUCCGCCUCAUUCCUUGACGGCCUUUGGUUUGUUUUUGAGGCUGCCCGGCUACGCCGAAGUGUUGCUCAAAGACACAAAAAGGGCCUUGUGUCUUUUGAGGCUCAUGCUGGGAGUCACUGACGAUGGAGAAGGUGGAGACAUAUUCUUAUCUUCAGUAGCCACAACUUUACCCACUCUCCCAUUCGAAAUGUUGCAACGUCUCUACGACAGUUCUCCCCUAUGUUCGGACGAUGGACGCCUUCUACGUAAAACCAGCAUUUCUACUGGCGUCGUGCAAUUAUUAUUAGCGUGCUUGGGUAUUUUGACGCACCACUCGACGUCGAUGGGCGAAAAAGACCCUCAAAAAGAAGCCAAAGCCAAAGAGGAACGGCAACUGUACUGGGCCAAAGGUACUGGCUUCGGAACCGGGUCCACGCAACAAAGCUGGAACGUGGAACAGGCUCUGAUGAAACAGAAAAACGAAGAGGAGCACGUUACUGUUUUGUUGCAAGUUUUAGCCAGUUUCAUUAAUCCCAACGACGAGCCUCACGACGAAGGUAUUGGGUCAGUGCUACCGUCACAGUUUUCCGACUUAUUAGCAAAAAGCUCCUUAUUGCCUGCCAUUUGUUCAUAUUUGAGAAACGAUUCGGUAUUGGACAUGGCCAGACAUAUACCCUUGUACAAAGCAAUAUUGAAAAUUUUACGAGCUUUAGCUGUUAGUUCUCAGUUAGUGCAGCUACUGUUGCCACAAAAAUCAAAAUCGGGUGAAACUUCAGUGUGCUCGUUGCUUAAAAACAUGAAAAGGUGCGUAGACACUUACGCGAGUAAGUUGCAAACUCAAAAGUCAAAAGGCGAGAAAAACGGUAAAGGCAAAUCGCCCUUAUUAAUUGACAAAAUGGAAGAGUCUGAACAGGGAGAAGGCUUAGCUACUUUGAUGCCUGAUAUUCAAAACACGGCGGGCCUUGUUGCCACAGUCACCUUUGGGAUGGUUGACGAAAGUGAUUUGGAUAUGGAGAAUUCUAUGGAUAGGCUUAGUGUAGUUUCACCUGAGGAACAGUAUUUGAGGAUAAUGAAGAAUUUGCAAUUUGCUGCUCAUGAUAUGAUUGAAGAGCAACAAGACGGGCUAAUCAAGUUUAUGAUAUCGCAUCAUUUCGAAUCGAUGGUUUUGUCGACUUCUGAGCAGUCUCAUCCGUCACGCGUCAAGAGGAUAGCCCAAGAGACUGUUACACUUUCUACUAGUUUGCCAUUGAGUUACAGCAGUUCGGUGUUUGUGCGAUACGAUUCGUCACGGUUAGACGUCAUGAAGGUUUUGAUCACUGGUCCAGCCGACACUCCAUACGCAAAUGGUUGUUUCGAAUUGGAUGUAUUUUUCCCACCUGACUACCCCGUUUCACCCAUGUUGAUCAAUUUAGAAACCACCGGACACCAUACAGUCCGAUUUAAUCCUAACCUAUAUAAUGACGGUAAAGUAUGCUUAUCGGUAUUGAACACUUGGCAUGGUAGACCAGAAGAAAAAUGGAAUUCUCAAACGUCUAGUUUCCUCCAAGUCCUAGUGUCAAUACAAAGUUUAAUUCUAGUACCGGAACCGUACUUUAACGAGCCUGGAUACGAGCGGGCCCGAGGUACCCCCGGCUGGUACUGCCAAUUCCAAAGACUACAACCUCAACAUUUGUCAGGCCACGGUGCGGUGGGCGAUGUUGGACCAAAUACUGAAUCCUUGUCCGUGCUUCAAGGACGUGAUACACGCGCAUUUUUACAUGAAGCGGCACGAGAUUCUGAGUCAAGUGGAAAAGUGGAUACAAGAGCUGGAGAUCGAGACAAAAAAGGAGAAAAAGACCAACAGGAACGCGAAAAAAAAUCGAAGUUCUUCGUUGGAGAAUUUCAAGAAGAUUUAUAAGCAGCUUGAAGAACAGUUGGCUAAAUUAAAGCCUCCGGGUGAUGACGGGACGAUAGUUGAGAAUCAGGAAGAAGAAGAUGAUGAGAGUCCUACAACGCCCACAAACAGUAUGGAAGUGACUAUAGAACAGCAACAACAAGAACCAAUAAAUGAAUUACAUAACAUGAUUUACACUGAUAAUGAUGAUGACUCAAUUAUAACAGUCGACGAUUGAAUUUAUUAUUGCAUUUAUUAAAUUUAAUAUUCCUAUAUAGAUCCACAGAUGACGAGGUCAACAUAAUGUCUGAAGCGUAUUAUAACUUUUUUAUUUUAAAUUAUCGGCUCUUUUUUGAAUUAUUAUAGAUGGUUAAGUUAAAUUUUGUACUUGUUUUGCUUUCGGCGGGUUACCAAGACCAGGCUCUUGCUCCCCUUUGUCUAUCUGCCCGUGUCAUAAAAACGAUGUUUGAAUUUUUCUUUAGUUAGGUUACUGCUAUUAUUUAAAAAUUGUUCAAAAAGAAAUGUGAUUUUAAUGAAAUUAAUAAUAAAAGUUUUUGUUUACAAAUUUUUGAGUGAUUUUGGUGCAUCCUGUUAAAACUUUGGGCAAUAGUACACAGUUAUCAUAAAGCCCUAUAUUUAGUCUUCAAAAAGGAAUAUUUUUGCUGUUUCAACUGAGAGUCUCCUUUCUGUUGUAUUAGAUUAGAUACAAUUUCAAGAAACACUUGAAUGAUGAAAAAUAGAAAUAUUCAUUUUCACGAUUUUCAAAGACUAAUGCAAAAUAGUCAAUAUGUAAAUAGUUAAUGAGAAAAAUCAGAGAAAUUAUUCAAAAAAGACAUUUUCAUAGGGAGCUCCCAUAGAAUUAUUUCUUCAAAUUUGGCGUUUUGUCAAACUUCUUCAGAAUUAGCUGGGGAUCUGAAACUUUCAUGAAACAUACUUUGAAAUAUGCUUUUUCUAAUCAUGGAGAAUCAUUCAUAGUCCGAAUUUUUCCCGUGAGGGACUGCAUCUUGAGUUCUUGCGAUUUUCGAAAACAGGAAUAGUUUAAAAUAUCACAAACCUUUUUAGUUAAGCAUGAUUGUCAUUCCUGAUUUAGACCUGAGCUUCGACAUAUACAUAGUUUAUUAUGAAAAAAGGAAAAGUGAUACUACAAAUAUAAAUUAAAAAAUAAGUAGGUUCUAAUGGAAUCAAUAGCAAUAAUUUCAAAAUUAUAAGUAAUUUCAUAGACAAUACAAUAAGAUGUGCCAAUCGUAUGUAAUACCUAUUCCAAGUUUAACAUAAGCUGCUUUGAAGUGUACCAACAAUUUUUUUAAAUGUUUAUCUAUAGGUGUAUGUCUUUGUACUUAGAAUAUUAAUUAAUUUAAUAAUAAUAUAAUUACCUAUCAUUUUUUAUAUUCUUGUAUUUAGUAAUAUUGAUCUAUUGACAAAAAUAUAUUAUUAAGUUAUCUAAUAAAAUUGUACUAUUGCUAUAAAGUAAGUAGUCGAAGUUGCAAUAACCGACAAAAGAGUGGACCGAUUAAUUUCGAAAACAUUUGCUACCGUAAAACGAAUCUUAUCGCCUGCUAUAUAUGACGUCAAACAUUGAAACUCUCGGAACUCG
Messenger RNA from Ceutorhynchus assimilis (cabbage seed weevil), 14580 nucleotides. The record is from the annotation of a GenBank genome assembly. Lineage: Eukaryota; Metazoa; Arthropoda; Insecta; Coleoptera; Curculionidae.